Messenger RNA from Prosopis cineraria, 1540 nucleotides. RefSeq lists its product as uncharacterized. The record is from RefSeq and is a predicted model, not a curated record. NCBI's taxonomy places the organism in Eukaryota, Viridiplantae, Streptophyta, Magnoliopsida, Fabales, Fabaceae. The transcript is spliced from 10 exons. Bases 119 to 1300 code for a protein of 393 amino acids.
CUCUUAGAACUGUACCGAGAGAAUCUCUAGCACUUGAUAAGAGAAUAUACCUUCCAUUUUUUGAUUCGCAAUCCACGUCCCUCCACAUGGACCAGAAACUUCCUCACGUCUGUGCCAAAUGACCACGUUCAAACCCGUCAAUAUCGUCAUCAACACCAGACUCGUUGCUGGUAGUGACCGGAGUAUCCCGGCUCCAAGAAUUUCUCCAAUGGCGGGUUUACCACAUGGCUCUAUGUUCAGUCUGUACACAACACGUCCUAAAAUAUGUUACAUGAAGCAAUUGAGCUGUUCCUCUGCAUGUUGCAGAUUGUUUGCUAACGAGAAUAAAGCUUUGCUUGUUUCUCGCCUUUCCAGAAUCAAAACUGGAAGCUUUAAAUAUGAUGAUAAGGACAGUUAUGAGGCUUCAAAGCCUAAAGAUGUACUAGAAAGGAAAGAUAGCAUCAACAGCGACGUGCUUUUAGAUGGUAAAGAGGGUUAUAAUGUUGGAAUCCCAUUCCUGGUUAUGAUGGCAAUUGCAAUGGGCAUAGCUGUAACGGCAACACUAAUAUCCAUUUACCAGCAGCCUAUUCUUGGAUCAUCUUUUGUUGUACGGUCUCUUUCUGAAAGUUCAUCCUCUUCAGCGGUUGAUCCAGCCGCUGCUGGUUUCAGUUUCAAAGUUUUUGGAUACAAAAUUAUACUUCCAGAAUAUGCACCAGGAUGGAUCUACUUCUGGUUGCUUAUGGCUCCAGGCUGUGGACUUUUCAUCAGUGAAGAGGUUUUAAAUAUUUGGGUUGGCAUAUCACUCUCUCGGUUUCUGUCUCUGGAUGGAACAUGGCAGUCUUUUGCAGAAUCUUUCUCAAGGAAUGGUUCAUAUGUGAUAUCAACAGUUUUCUGGGUUUACUGGGGGGUGUGCAUUAGUGACCUGAUACCAUUUUACUUGGGGAGGCUUUUCAUUCAGUCUGGGGUAUCUGAUGAUGUUUCUUCAAGGCUAGGAAUUGGCAAGGAGAAGGCCUUGGGGAUUACGAAGGUGGUGCAAAAGUAUGGCAAUCUAAUAGGUUUUGUUCAACGAUUUUCUCUUGGAGCAAGGAACCCCACUGCUUUUCUAGCGGGUGCUAUGGGUAUAUCUGCAGAGUUAUUUUUUGCUGGAGUCUGCUGUGGUGGUCUAUUCACACUUCCCCUUCAGCUUGGAAUAGGUUUUCUUUUGAGGGAACGCCCUUUGUUUGCCGUUGCAACUGUGAUGGGAAUUUGGACCAUUUUUCCAUAUGCCUUGGCUGGAUUAACUGCGUUAUUCUUCUAUCUCCGAAGGCCUUACUCCACUUAGUCAUUGAAUUACUUAGGGCAAAUCAUCUAGUAGAAGAUAUCGUGGAGCUCAAAAGUUGUACCAUUUUUUCAGAGAUGACCAAGUUGAAAAUGGCAAAUUUCAUCAUAAUUUACUAUAUUUCUAUUACAUUGAUUUUCUUUUUCCUAUUUUCUCAGCUCUGAGUGUCUUACUUCUCCUUGAACUCAACAGUAAGUGUUGAUGUGAAGAUCUAUUUCUCUAUGUAACGACAUAAUUUAGCUU